UAAUAAUAGUAAAGUUUACGUUUUACAACAAUAUUUUGCUUCUGCUUUAAAGGUUUAUAAAGAAAAACGUUUGAUAACGAAAUACAGAUAAAAAUCAUUACCAAGUAAAUUCAAGCGCAAAACCCUUAUUAAACCUCACCAUCGUGCUUAAGUGAUUGCCAAUACUUUUUAAGCAGACAUGGCAACAGGUUCUGGAUCUGGUACCGGAACAGGUGACUGUGAGGGAGAGGAAAAGGAUGACUCUUCUUCUCACCCAGAAGUCCUUGAACUGACUGAAAAUUUAAACUCUUUGAGUGUUGAUAAAAAUCAGAAGGAUUAUGAAGAUGAGUUGUCACAAUUCCGACAACAAUGGCAGCGUGAGUUGGAGGCCAGCCCAUCACAUCAUAAAGAUGUGACAAAACCAGUGCCAGACUCAAAAGACAGCAGUCUGCAGUCUAAAGAAGACCAGGCUAAAAGCUUGUACCUUCUGGGUAUUGAAAUGGAGAAUGGUGGGAAGCUUUAUGAGGCAAUUAAACAUUACAAGAAAGCAUUACAAAUUUGUCCCGAUGUUGAAGCAAAACUAUAUGCUGGUAGAGAACAGAAGAUUGUUGCUCGUGCAGUGGUAGAGGAAGAGGAAGAGGUCACAAAUAACACGGUAGCAGACGACAGUGAUGAUGACGAUGCAGUUGAGGGGGAAGAAUUUGUUUCGCGGAUUAAAAGGAAGGGUUAUCUCUUACAGACAAACUACCCAACUAAAGGUGGUCACAUGUCAUGGCUUCCAUAUGAGGUGCUGCAGCUGAUCCUACGUUGGGUAGUUAGUUCGGAUCUCGAUUCCGUAUCUUUGGAACGCGUAUCAGCUGUCUGCCGUGGAUUCUACGUCGCUGCAAGGGCCGAUGAAUUGUGGAGGUCUAUGUGCAUUAGAACAUGGGGUGCAGAGUGUGGUACGCCUCGCCUGCACAAAUUUACUUCUUGGCGACAGAUGUACAUAGAGCGGCCCAGACUUAACCUGAACGGCUGCUACAUCAGCAAGACCACGUACCUCCGUCCCGGAGAGAACAGCUUCCAGGACCAGUUCUACCGGCCUUGGUAUUUCAUUAACUAUUUUCGAUACCUCAGAUUCUUCCCCGAGGGUUUAGUGUUAAUGUGGACCACCCCAGAUGAGCCAAUCAACUGCUUGUCCCACCUCAAGUAUCGCAAUGCCAAGCAUAGCCAGGGCAUCAUGUCGGGACAUUAUCGUCUCUUUGAGAAUAAGGUUAUUAUAGUAAUUAAGAAGUCCAAUGCAGAGAAGAAAGCUCCACAAACUUCCAACAGGCGAUUUCGUGCCCGACGCAAAGAGACUCACGAACAGGAACAGAUGUACCAUAUCGAGUUGGAGCUUUGCAACGUUCGGUACCGUCGCAAUUGGUCUCUAGUCUGGAAGCACUACGCAGUCUCCACUCGCGGCCAAUGGUCUCACUUUGAGCUCGGCGUCAGAAAAUUCCCUUCCUUUGUGUUCAGCCCCGUCCGGAAUUACACGGCUGAGUCAAACGAGCCACUCACUUCCUAUUCUUGAGCUUAAAUAUCGCUUACAACACUCUUGCGCAGUUCUACGUGGUUGUAAUUUUAUUUAUAAGUGUAUUUCAAAUAUUGUUUAAAAAACAAAGUUAAACUCUAUAUUUUUGUGAUGUGUAAAUAGAUUGGGAAAAGCUAAUAAAGAUAUUGUUGCACAA
Messenger RNA from Pieris rapae (cabbage white), 1688 nucleotides. Its product is annotated as F-box only protein 9. Bases 179 to 1531 code for a protein of 450 amino acids. Gene Ontology annotation, molecular function: protein binding. NCBI's taxonomy places the organism in Eukaryota, Metazoa, Arthropoda, Insecta, Lepidoptera, Pieridae. The record is from RefSeq and is a predicted model, not a curated record. The transcript is spliced from 11 exons. Gene Ontology annotation, biological process: SCF-dependent proteasomal ubiquitin-dependent protein catabolic process. Gene Ontology annotation, cellular component: SCF ubiquitin ligase complex.